This is a messenger RNA of Symbiodinium pilosum, 390 nucleotides long. The record is from the annotation of a GenBank genome assembly. NCBI's taxonomy places the organism in Eukaryota, Dinophyceae, Suessiales, Symbiodiniaceae.
AUGUCCUUGAUCAGCCUGGAGCAGCUCCAGGUCGGAACACAGGUGACGUGCAACGAGACGGAGGAUGAUGCAGACUGGGAGAAUGCCACGCGGCUCUAUCUGGUUCUGGAGCUGAUUCAGCUCCUCGGCCGUCCUGCUGUGAUGGCUGUCGCCGUUGGCAACGAGAUGGAGCUGCUGCAGUUCAAGUCUGCCAAGAUCGUGCCACCCGAGUGCAUCCAGCGAAUUUGGAAGGGAGGCUACUUCUAUGACAAGAUGGUGACGCGCGCUGCUGAUCUGGAUGCCAUUGAAGGCUUCGGCACUGUCCCUCUGACCAGCGUCUUCGGAGGCUACAUCAUGGCUGGCAACCCUUUCGUGGAGACGCCAGGUGGACGGUUUGUGACUGUCAUAUGA